Messenger RNA from Protobothrops mucrosquamatus (brown spotted pit viper), 669 nucleotides. RefSeq names its product claudin 25 (gene CLDN25). Gene Ontology annotation, molecular function: structural molecule activity. Gene Ontology annotation, biological process: bicellular tight junction assembly; cell adhesion. NCBI's taxonomy places the organism in Eukaryota, Metazoa, Chordata, Lepidosauria, Squamata, Viperidae. Gene Ontology annotation, cellular component: plasma membrane; bicellular tight junction. The transcript has a single exon. The record is from RefSeq and is a predicted model, not a curated record. The coding region runs from base 1 to 669 and encodes 222 amino acids.
AUGAACUGGCACCAGAGCACCACCGUUCAGCUGAGUGGACUAAUUGUCUCCCUCUUUGGUUGGGUCUUGUCAUGUGUUACGACUUACGUGCCUCUCUGGAAGAGCCUCAACUUGGAAUUAAAUGACCUUGAAGUCUGGAACAUGGGACUUUGGCAGACCUGUGUCAGUCAGGCAGUCACGCAGUGUGAGGACUACGCUUCUCUUCUGGCCCUGCCUUUGGAGAUCAAGAUUUCCAGGGUGCUUAUGGUUACUUCCAACGGACUGGGCUUCCUCGCAUUCUCCUUGGCCCUUUUGGGAUCAAACUGCCUGAAGACAAGUGACCCAAGACAGAAAAGACAGUUUGGGAUUACAGGCGGGAUUCUCUUCUGUAUCUCUGGAAUAACAACUCUUGUUCCCAUCUCCUGGGUUGCCUACAACACGGUGCAAGACUUUUGGGAUCAAACCAUACCAAAUGUUGUCCCGAGGUGGGAAUUUGGCGAAGCGCUUUUCCUGGGCUGGUUUGCUGCAUUUUUCCUCCUGUUAGGUGGCUGCCUUGUAAUCAGUGCUGCCUGUUUCCUAAAGACCCCGGAGGCAUCUAAGAGGCCGGCCAUCCACCAUAAAGCGGAGAUAGCCACACUCGCCAUCCGGCACCCACUCUCAUCACCUAAAAAUGCAGACCUUGUCAUCUGA